AUGGCUCCUCCGCAGGGGAAGAAGAAGUCACAGGGGCGAAGAAAGAUCGAAAUGAAGCUGAUAGAGGAUGAAAAUGCCAGAACUGUGACGUUCUCCAAAAGAAGAGCCGGGCUGUUCAAGAAAGCCACAGAGCUUUCUGUUCUAUGUGGGACUCAGAUCGCCCUCAUAAUUUUCUCUCUUGGUGGUAGGGCCUAUUCGUUCGGCCACCCUGAUGUGGAAUCCAUCAUUGGUCGUUUCUUUAACAAAAAUCCAACAGCAACGGUGCCGGAGUCUUCUAGCUCCUCAAGGUAUCGCACCGCCAUGCUGCAGGAGAUGAAGGAGCAGUUUGAUGGAAAGAGCCAAGAACUGGAGACGAAGAAGAAGAGAGGGAAAGAGAUCGAAGCGGCCUUGGAAAGCUCGUCAUUUCAUACCACGGAUGAGGAGUUGGAUGGGCUUGAUUUUGAACAACUGCGUCAACUGAGAGGGAAGUUGGUGAAGAUGAGAGACGAGAUGCGUCGUCUUGCCAAUGCCAAUGCCUAUGCCGUAGCCAAUGUUCCACCAAUGCCAGUGCCAAUGCUCAAUCUAGCACAAGUUGCGAAAAGUCGAGGUGCUUCUAUGAUUCCAUCGGAUUGGCUGAAACUCUGA
Salvia splendens (bonfire salvia) is the source of this 624-nucleotide messenger RNA. RefSeq names its product agamous-like MADS-box protein AGL29. The transcript has a single exon. Bases 1 to 624 code for a protein of 207 amino acids. Gene Ontology annotation, molecular function: DNA-binding transcription factor activity, RNA polymerase II-specific; protein dimerization activity; RNA polymerase II cis-regulatory region sequence-specific DNA binding. Lineage: Eukaryota; Viridiplantae; Streptophyta; Magnoliopsida; Lamiales; Lamiaceae. The record is from RefSeq and is a predicted model, not a curated record. Gene Ontology annotation, biological process: positive regulation of transcription by RNA polymerase II.